AUGAAGCCGCCAACACCGGUGGCAACUCAAGAUCACGAACGACCAAUACCUCCCGAACCUAUACCACCGAAGCCGCCAGAGGCCUUUAAAGCAGAAGAGCCCCACAUAUUUGAAAAACCCACGUUUCUUCCCACGAAACCCAUUCCGCACUCCCCAAAAAUUUCACCCUCUUCGAUUCCAAUCCCUAAUCCAAGCGUAACAACCACAAAACAAGUAGAGUCCGGGUACCCAAAUUAUGGUGGUUAUCUGUACUCUAUACCAGGAUACUCAGCGUUCCAGCCCGUCAAUCAUUCAGGAAUGCCAGGAUAUCAUCCUGGUCUAGUUCAACAGAAUCAGACUCUUCCUCCGGAGCGCCAGAAUCCUGAUUUCCCACCCUUUUCAGAGCCACCUAUUGCUCCAUCUACAAAAGAACCUAUUGUAGAGGAAGAAAGUAUGGAUACAGAUGCACUGCUCAUGGUGACCGAUGAUGAGGAGUCACAGCAACCUCUACCUCAAACCGACUUUGAGGAACAUUUUACACCUGAAAUAAUAUCUACUAUACCAACUGUAAAAUCCCCUGAGGUUGCUAAACCUACAGAGUCAAAGAUGAGCAUCACAUCGUUGGCUCAAGGAUCAGGAGCAACAGUAACCAUACCAUCACCGAGUAAAGAAAUUAAAAAGAAAUCAGAAAGGUUCAGUUUGAAGACGAGUAUACCAAUAAGUAAGAUUGAUAUGAAGUGUGUGAGCAAUCCACCUGACUGUUUGUUUCAAAAUUCUUCAACAAAAAAGACAUUUACUAAAGAUCCACCGAGAGUUGAGAUACAGAGUAAUAUCGUUAUAAAAUCCGCUACAAAAGAGCCUGAAGCCAAAGAGUCACCGAAACCUGUUAUACCAGUAUCAAACAGCAACAUAAGUACUUUGAUUAAUGCAGCAGAGGCUAUAAAUAAAACAGAAAACCAAUUUCGUAUACCUGAAGUACCAAAAUCAGAGACAUCUUUAGAGUCUAAAAAUAGUGCAGCGCCUACAAAACCAUUAUUUAAUCCCAUGAAUAUAGAAACUAGUCAAGCAAACUUUACUAAAACAACAGACAGGGAACCAUAUAGCAGUGAUGCGAAAAAUCAAAUACUGUUUGUACAGAAUAAGAAUAAUAACAACACUCAGAGCCCAAAAAUGUUGCUGACGAUACAGCAGCAGAACCCGCAAGUGUUGUUACAACGAACAAAUUUUGAGUCAAAAAACUUGCAAGCUCCUUCACGACCGUCAAACCAAAACAAAAAGACCAAAGAAGACGUGAUAAAUGAAAGUGCGUCAUCAAAGGUAGUCGCGCUAAAAAGGUUACAUCAAGAAAAUUGUGACGAGAACGACUUUGAAAAUUUGAUAACAGAAAAUCAAAUUUACGGUAACAAGAUAGUCGUGAAGGAGAAAUCGCAAGGUACGCUGCAAGAGCAGGAUUUGAAGAACAAAAAAACGGUGACAGAAAAAGUUACAACGAGUGAGGCUAAGAAUGUGGUAUUGCAGCCUAAUUUUUUAUACUUAAGUAAUGUUCAAUUUCCUAACAUGAUGAUCGUCAAAAAUAACACGAAGGUUAAUCAGACUACGGAUAACAAUAAAGCAAGAUUUGCACAAAACGAGAACAAAAUUAUUAAUGAAACGAAUAAUUUUUUAGCAACUGCUGAGUUAAAUAUUGGAAGCACAUUAAAUAAAACCUUAAAAGGAAAUACACCUGCCAUAAACAAAGAAAUACAUGUUCUUAAAUCAAAUAAUAACGUAAUACAGACUGUACAAAACAAAACAAAAUCUGACAUUCCAAAACUUGAGAUGGUUACCAAAUUGGAUAAUAUAAUGGUAAGCACUUCUGAAAAUAUCCUAAUAAAAUCAGAAAUGUCGAAAUCAAAAUCAGAUAUAAUAAUUUCAAAACCUGACAUAGUAAUAACUAAGCCAGAAUUAGUUUUUCAAACAAAUCAGAAGGUCAUCGUGAACCCUCAAAUGGUAUAUCAAGUUCCGAUAUCAUCUAUUGUCGAAGCCGACAAAAUAAACCCACUAACAAUUAUGAAUAUAAGUUCAAAAGACUAUCCGAAAUUUAUUGCUCCUAAGCAGGAGUAUACGAAACCGUUUGAACAAGCAACGACUAACGAUAAGUUAUACAUAGCGUGCCCUUACCAAAUGGAUUCAAAAUUGCAACCAAAAAUUGUCAUUACAAAUCUAAAACCUAAAAUAAAUAAAUUAGAAGAAAUUAGCUCUUUAGAUAUUUAUGAAAAACGAAGACGUCUAAGACGUCUAAAAUAUCUUUCGAAUCGUGAAUCUAAUGCAACUAAGGAGGCAAAGACUGAGACUAAUUGUACUUCAGUUGUAACACAGUCGUUGAAAAAAGCAGAGAAAAGUGAUCUCCGCAACGCAAAUAUAAUAACUCCUGAUAAAAUGAAUAGAGAAAUUUAUAAAGAAUUUGCGAGUGCAAAAGGAAAACUGGCCGAGGCCAGCAGCUGCAGUGACUCGGACGACGGUGACGAACUAGAAUCUAAACUUUAUGAAAGUAUUAUUGAAGAGUACGGUGAUAGGGUAACAAUAGCUGAAAAUGAGAAGAGAAAAUGCGAUUUCUUAUCUAAUUUUAAGUUGGCUUCACCUGAAUACUAUAAAGAGAAAGAGUUGGAUCUUCAAGAAAGGAUGUUGCAACACGACAAAGUCCGUUCAGCAUACGCAGCAGUUGGUCGUCUUGAUGCCCUAUUGAACGUAUCCCGAGAAGAAAACACUGUCCAUCAACGACCAGAACCGAUCCGGGUCAAUGCCUGCAUAGUAGGAGAACAAAAUCUAACCAUGGCUCGGAAGAAAACUAUGUUCUUGUCACAUUUGAAGCUAACACAGACCACACAAAGACACAAAGAAGAGUACGAGAAAGCUUGGGAAGUAAUAUUAAAAGAAAGGCAACGUAGAAAUGUCACAGCCGAUAAAGUAUCACACAGUAAUAUCACCUGGCCAUCCAUUUACCUUCAAACGAAAGGGCAAUUAGAAAUAAUGACAGAAAUUAAACAAUCUGUUAAUGAAAACAACAAUCUCAUCAAAAAGAUGUUGGAUACAGUUCGCGAGAAGCAAGCCAAUGAAGAAAGUAUCAGCGUUUUGGCAGAGAAGAACUUCUCCGAAUUAAAUCGCCUAUCCAAAAUGGCGGACCAAAGUGUCAAAUUAGUCAGUGGUCAAAAUAAGGGCAAAAGAGAUUUGAACCCUGGUUUCGAUAGUGAAAACAUCCAAUUACAAGAUCUAAAAAUUGAACAACCAUUUCAGAACUACCCUAAGUUGAAAAUACCAAGUAUUUCUAAAAUUAUUUCGCUGAAGUCGACUCAGGAGUGCCGCAGCGGGAUGUCAACGCAAGCGACAUCUAUGGAUGAACCACAUAGUUCUGCUGCGGGUGUCACUGAGAUGUUCGUGGAGAUAAUCCCAGACUCUUGCAAAACCGUUGACAUGUGUUGCCAAGUUGAGGAGAACAUUUGGCCGGGCAUAGACAAAGUUGUUCAAAGUUAUAGAGAUUAUGAGGCGGCGCGCCGCCGAGAGAUUUCGGAAUUGCACCGUCGCAACACAACUCUGCGUGUAGAGGGCGCGCACAUCACACGAGCUGCAUCACGUGACUCUGACCGGGCCCGCGCUCUACUGGCCGAACGACAAAACCUCGCUAUGGAAGAAAACAACCUUCGGAUGUCGCUGCAGCGCCUCCGAGCUGCCAUUGACGAGGUCAAGAAUUAUACAGGCCUUCAUGAUUUUUGCUAA
This is a messenger RNA of Arctia plantaginis, 3732 nucleotides long. The record is from the annotation of a GenBank genome assembly. NCBI's taxonomy places the organism in Eukaryota, Metazoa, Arthropoda, Insecta, Lepidoptera, Erebidae.